Molecule: messenger RNA, 1023 nt
Organism: Archocentrus centrarchus (flier cichlid)
Lineage: Eukaryota; Metazoa; Chordata; Actinopteri; Cichliformes; Cichlidae
Product: ATPase family AAA domain-containing protein 1-B-like
Exons: 10
Coding region: 1-1023 (340 amino acids)
Biological process (GO): extraction of mislocalized protein from mitochondrial outer membrane
Cellular component (GO): mitochondrial outer membrane
Molecular function (GO): ATP binding; ATP hydrolysis activity
Source: RefSeq, a predicted model, not a curated record
AUGGUAGUGGGCAACGUGGCGUAUUUUGGCAUCUCUCUUGCUGCGGGCCUCCUAAGUAUCUUGUUUUACAAAUGGGCAAACCAGAAGCAGGAGCCUCACAAACAGGGAAAUGGACCGACACGCCAGAGUAAAGUUAAAAGUUUGAAGCUGUCCAAGUAUGAAAAGCGCAUCGCCGCUGAUCUGGUUGAUCCGCGGAUCAUAAAGACCACUUGGACCGACAUCGCAGGUCUCGACAAUGUGAUUGCCGAGCUAAAGGGGACAGUGAUCUUACCUGUUGAGAAAAGACAGCUGUUCCAGGGAUCCACACUGUUGCAGCCCCCAAAAGGUGUGCUGCUGCAUGGACCUCCUGGAUGCGGUAAAACACUAAUUGCCAAGGCAACAGCAAAAGAGGCAGGCUUUUGUUUCAUCAACUUGCAGGUGAGCACCCUGACAGACAAAUUUUACGGAGAGUCCGAGAAACUGGCCGCUGCUGUGUUCUCAUUGGCGGUCAAGCUGCAGCCAACAAUCAUCUUCAUUGAUGAGAUAGACUCAUUCUUGAGGAGUCGUUCCAGUUCAGAUCAUGAAGUCACGGCCAGGCUCAAGGCUCAGUUCAUGAGUCUGUGGGAUGGACUGGUCACAGACCACCAUUGCCAGGUCCUCAUAAUGGGAGCCACCAACCGUCGUGAUGACCUAGACCCUGCCAUUCUGAGGAGGAUGCCCACCCAGAUCCACAUCAAGCUUCCAAGUGUUAGACAGCGUGAGGACAUCCUCGGGGUGAUCCUGAAGAAUGAGAAAGUAGACCCACUGAUUAACCUCAGAGAUUUUGCCAUGGAAACUGAGGGUUUCUCAGGAAGUGACCUCAAAGAGAUGUGUCGUGAGGCAGCGCUGCUGGGUGCUGGAGACCUCAUUCACAGUCAGAAUAACGUCCCCUCAGAUGACUCCGCCUAUUGCAUCAGAAAGGACGACUUUCAUAAAGCCAUCAGCAAGUUUAAGGAAUCCAAGAAUGGAGAACAACAGGACCUUCAGAUGAUGCUGUAUGUCUGA